Molecule: messenger RNA, 1321 nt
Organism: Suillus bovinus
Lineage: Eukaryota; Fungi; Basidiomycota; Agaricomycetes; Boletales; Suillaceae
Product: NUDIX hydrolase domain-like protein
Exons: 8
Coding region: 103-1245 (380 amino acids)
Biological process (GO): coenzyme A catabolic process
Molecular function (GO): acetyl-CoA hydrolase activity; coenzyme A diphosphatase activity
Source: RefSeq, a predicted model, not a curated record
CUUGAACUUGACAUGGUAAGAAUUGAGCACGCACAUGUAUACUAGCCGUCGCAGCCGAUAAAUAGAGAACUACCUUCUCUCUUACUUUCCUCGUUACCCAAGAUGCCUACAGACGAUUCGGAAUCCGCUCGCCAGCCAUAUUAUAUCGGUACAUUUUCCAAACCAACCGUCGAGCUUUUUGAGGCUGCACUUCCCACAAUGAAAGAGGAGUCUAGACAAUGCAUCGAGAAUCUCUCGAGUUACCGUGCACGACAUAUGCAGGUCAAGUUCCCUAGGAGUCAGAGCGCGGCGGUCUUGGUUCCAUUGUUUAUCGGUCGUGCGGGAGACCUGUAUGUCUUACUGAGUCGGCGGUCAGCUAGCCUGAGACAGUACGCGGGUGAUACCGCACUUCCGGGAGGAAAGGUGGAGCCGCAAGAUAACACUAUCGAGGACACUGCGAGGCGUGAGGCCUUUGAGGAGAUUGGGCUUAUUCCAGACCGAGAACGAGUACCCUUGUUGUGUGUGAUGGAGCCCUUUCUUAGUGGUAACCAGACAGUAGUGACUCCGGUUGUUGUCCUCGUUCUGGACAAAACUGUGCAGCCCAGUCUCAAUGAGUCAGAGGUGACCUCGAUAUUCUCACAACCACUCGCUUCUUUCCUCGUGUCGUCGUUCCCUUUCCAUCCAUACCGUGUUCCAGAUCCUUUGAUACCCUACCAUACGACAAUGGAGUGGGAAUGGGGUGGAGGCGGUCCAGUUCGCCUGCAUAGCUUCCUCACCGGACGCGAAGCAGACGGCGUGAAACCUGUUUUUGGACUCACUGCGAGUAUAUUGAUCUACAUCGCCGUUUGGGGCUACAGACGUGCUCCAGACUUUGAGUUCCAGCCGUCAAAUGCGCCUACGCAGGCUCAGCAGAUCGCUUGUGCGCUCCUCAUGCCUUCGAAUCGACUACGGUUGGCGUGUGAGCGCGAGGGCAUCGAUGCGAAUGUAAUGGCUGAAUCCUGCCUGCAUGCACUACAAAACUCUGUGCCUGGUAUGAUCGAGUGGGACAAGAGCGGCAAGGAUUGGAAGCGUCUGACGGAGGGGCCGACUCGGAUCCCACAGGGCAUCAACGUCAUCAAACAGGAGAUACAUGACAACGUGCAUGAGCACCAAGACAUUCACAAGAGGGAGCAGGAACGUCAUUGUGAAGUGGGGGAUGGUGAAAGGAAGGACACAGGGCGGCGAAGUGGCCGUAAUGAGCGCAAAGAUUGUGACGCUAAACUCUGAUGUUCAACAACGAACACACUCUCGCUUAUGUUGCUUAUAACUCGUAUUCAAACUGAUGUCGUUGUUGGCGACACGC